This is a messenger RNA of Dentiscutata erythropus, 1745 nucleotides long. Lineage: Eukaryota; Fungi; Glomeromycota; Glomeromycetes; Diversisporales; Gigasporaceae. The record is from the annotation of a GenBank genome assembly.
CUAAUUCUUAUCCAAGUAAAGUUGAUGCAUGCGCGAAUAUUCAUAAUGACCAUAUAUCUAGAAAACUAUCAUUUAAAUAUGAAGACGUAAAAGCAUGUUACGAAACAUUUCCAUUUGAUAAAGAUAAUGCAACACGGACGAUAGAAACAUUAAAGAGUAUUUUUGCAAAUUUCUAUUCAUUUUUGGACCAAGCAAGAGAUCCUCCAACAAAAGGAUUUACUUAUAGAUCUAUCAAUGUGUUGUCGGAAUUAGAUUCAUUAUUAAAAAACAACUAUACAACUGAUAUUCAAUUUAUGGCAUUUAGUUUUGAUCAACAGUUUUCCAUGUAUUCAAUUGUUAAACAUAAUGGAACGCAGCAAAUUAAGGUUUUUAAUGACUCAAUUGAUUCAAAAAAUAUCGACUGUCUAGUUACGCAUAUCGAUGAUGAAUCCGCAAUGGAUGUAAUUAUUAAAUAUGCUAACGAUUCUAUAAGAACAUCAAGGGAUUUAGGUGUUCGAUUUAAUAAUGCUCUUGCAUCUCUCACUCUUCAAGGUGGAAAAAUUAGCUUAUCACAACAGUUCACUAGCCGAAUAUUGCUUCCGAAAAAUCCUACUAUUUCUUACACUCUUGAUUGUGAUGGAAAAAUCAAUAAAAUUACCCGAGGAUGGAAAAUCACUGCUCGUAAUGAUAGUAUAUUUAAUAAUUUUACUGAUUCUACUUCUUAUUGGAACAAUAUAUGCAUAAAUCAACCUCUUCAAGCGAGCUCAGGAUUAUCAUAUGAAAGUAAAAGAGAACUAGAUGAAUAUGAACCCACAUUAGAAGAAGGAAAAUUAAUUAUUGAUGCUUAUAUCAUUAGAUUUUAUACGUUACGGGACUUUGGUGUCGCUGUAAUUUCUACUGAAUCUAUUGAUGAUAAAUAUGCUUCAAAUAAUGAUCUACUAAUAGAUUUAUUAUCUACCAUAAAUCAAGGAUUUCAAUCAUUUGCAAAUAUGGGAAUUAAAAAGGUCGUUUUGGAUUUAACAAAUAAUGGAGGUGGGGCUGCUUUUAUAGCUCAUUAUAUUACUCAACUCUUAUUUAGGGACAUUAGAAAUUUUCCAUUUGAUGUAAAAAUUACUGAGGCAGCAAAACUUGUAAUAGAACAAUCUACUGCUAAAAAUAUUAGUAGCGAAUUCGACAUUAACGGUAGUUAUAUUUCCGAAAAAACGAAUACUUCGUUUACUAAUGUUUCAGACUUUAUUGGAAACAAUUAUUAUAUACGUGGUGGUUUGAAAAUUAGGUACUCUGAAAAGGGUUUUAAUAGUGAUGAACAAAUUAUUAGUGAAUUUCUUGGAAAUAUUUCAAAACCUCUUCCCUGGACUGCUGAAAAUUUAAUAAUCUUGACAAAUGGAUUUUGUGGAUCUGCAUGUGCACAUAUUACUCAACGAUUAGCUGAGGUCAAUGUUAAAACAGUAGCCGUUGGUGGACUUUCAAAUAAACCUUUAUCUUUUGCAUGUUUUGCUGGUGGAUUUGUUGUUACUUCUGACACUUUUUUUCAAUAUUUGAAAAAUUUAUCCUUACUUAAUAAUGAUUUAAUGCCUAAACAAUUUCCUUUAGCAACUACAAUUUCUUUUACUGUAAAUGAAGCCUAUAGCAUUAAAAAUCCGGAUGAAGUUUUAGAAUUCUCUUUUAGACCUUCUAAUUAUAAACUAUACUAUGAUGAAAAAAGUAUUAGAGAUCCUAGUAAAUUAUGGAUACAGGCUGCAGCUUUGAUUGAGAAUAAACCUUAA